Periophthalmus magnuspinnatus is the source of this 3575-nucleotide messenger RNA. It is a transcript of the gene sgk2a, whose product is annotated as serum/glucocorticoid regulated kinase 2a. The record is from RefSeq and is a predicted model, not a curated record. Gene Ontology annotation, molecular function: protein serine/threonine kinase activity; ATP binding. Gene Ontology annotation, biological process: protein phosphorylation. The transcript is spliced from 13 exons. NCBI's taxonomy places the organism in Eukaryota, Metazoa, Chordata, Actinopteri, Gobiiformes, Gobiidae. Bases 148 to 1233 code for a protein of 361 amino acids.
GUGGACGACCUUCCUUUGGCACUCGGGACUUUAAAGACACGCUGAUCCCAGAGUCAGCUGCAGUCUGCUGGGCCUGACGGAGCCGCUUUGCCCACACAACCCACAGGUCUGUGAAAUGCUGAUGUGUGGACUCCACUGGACGUAGCUAUGGCUUAUUCUAAUAUGCGGUCCUCCCCUCCCUCCGAGCAUGAUGAGGUCAACCUGGGCCCUUCAGCCAAUCCACAUGCAAGACCCACUGACUUUGACUUCCUGACCGUCAUCGGAAAAGGGACCUUUGGAAAGGUUCUGCUCGCCAAGCACAAGGACGAUGGCAAGUUCUACGCCGUCAAAGUGCUACAGAAGAAAGUCAUCCUCAAGAAGAAAGAGCAAAAGAACAUCAUGGCAGAGAGGAACGUGCUGCUGAAGAGCCUUAAACACCCUUUCCUAGUGCGGCUUCACUACUCGUUUCAGACUCCAGAAAAACUCUACUUUGUACUAGACUAUGUCAACGGAGGAGAGUUGUUCUUCCACCUGCAGAGGGAGAGGUGCUUCUCAGAGUCUAGGGCCAGAUUCUACGCGGCUGAGGUGGCCAGUGCUAUCGGUUACCUGCACUCGCUCAACAUUGUUUACAGAGACCUGAAGCCAGAAAACAUCCUUCUGGAUUCGCAGGGUCACGUGGUGCUCACAGACUUCGGUUUGUGCAAAGAAGGAGUGGAACCUGAAGGAACCACCUCCACAUUCUGUGGCACCCCUGAAUAUUUGGCUCCUGAGGUGCUGAGGAAAGAGCCGUAUGACCGCACUGUUGACUGGUGGUGUCUGGGGGCUGUGCUGUAUGAGAUGAUCUACAGUCUGCCACCCUUCUACAGUCGGGACGUGGCAGAGAUGUAUGAUGGGAUCCUUCACAAGCCUCUGCCUCUACCCCCGGGGAAAUCAGACUCUGUAUGUUCCCUGCUUACUGGGCUGCUGCAGAAGGACCAGCAUCGCAGACUGGGCGCCAUCGCUGACUUUUUGGAAAUCAAGAACCACACAUUCUUCUCUCCAAUCAACUGGGAUGACCUUUAUCACAAGAGAAUCACUCCUCCCUACAACCCCAAUGUGAGAGGCCCAGCAGACACGCAGCACAUCGACCCAGAGUUCACCAGAGAAAUGGUCCCCAAUUCUGUGAGUCGGACCCCAGAGCUGACAGCAGGGACCAGCGCCAACAACGCCUUCAACGGCUUCUCCUUUGUCGCUACAGAGGACAGCUUCCUCUGAGCACCCUCCUUCUCCUCACAAACACAAGGAGGAGCAAUAUGUCGGGUUUGAAAGAAGACCAAAUGAGCCGUAGGUGUAGCGGACUCCAUUUUCUAAAGCUGCAUGGACGGUUUACUUUGCGCUAUAUUAUGAAGCAAGUUAGAAUUUCAUUUUUUAAGACUUUUGUAACACAUUUAUUCACAUUGAUUUGUAAAUUACACAUUGUAUAUUGAUUAAGGAUUUGGAAAUAACAUAUUUUUAAUUUAAGAUGUCUACAAAAUACAAAUAAAUACAACACAAUUUUAUAUAUUUUUCAAUGUUAAAAGGUUAGUAUUUUGUGGUAAAACUAUGGCUUCACAAUUACAGUAAGUCCAGCUCUUUCACUGUGGCAGUGACAACUGUCAAUCACAGGCCCAGGCCACGUCCCCUGAGCCCCUCCACAGAGGAUAAUUUUGUCCUUUGUAAACCUAACGUGAGGCAACUUGAGCCAUCCAUAAAAAGUAGGAAGUCAGACAUUUAGACAUUAAAAGCAUGCACUGUCCGCUAUAAAUAAAUAAAUAAAAUAAAUAAGAACAGAACAAAAUGUAAUGGAACUGUAUGAAAGAUUUCACUUUAAAAUUUCAUAAACAUGAGCUACCCGUGUCCCCAGUUACAGGGUAGACAUAUUCAUGUUAAAUACAGCUUUUACUAAUAAUAACUGUAAUGCUGAUUUAACAACAUGAUGGCCUGUCAUUUGGGUUGCCUGCUGAAAUCCACUUAGUUUAAACCUAAAUGGUUUCUCGCUCUGAUCUGAAUGGUCACUAUCUAAACCCCAGCACCUGCAGAUAAUCAUGAAUUGGUGCUAGUGCAGCCUCUGCAGCUCAGUGAGUGAAUUCUGGAGGUUCUGAGCUUUAACAUGAGGCCUGUCCAUAAAUUGAGUAUGAGAAAAACGUUUGUGUCCUUUAUCUGAAGGUUUAGGUACUGGUAACCCAGGUUGUGAUUGUACCUCUUAAAACUGUAACAUGGCGGCUGGUUGGAGCUGCUGGAGCUCCUUCAACAUGUUUUUAUGGAGAGUGUUUUUGACAUUAUCUGUAUCUAUGAAAUAUGCUGAGGUCCAUGACAGGUGUGGUCGGUGCUGUUGAGAUGACUACAUCAGAUGACCUCCUAUGACACAUGUACUGUUUGUAUAGAAAUAUUAAAAGCUGAAAUGGGACAUUACAAACCAAGAUAUACAAAUGUAUUUAAUAUUAAGUAAUAUAUUGCUUAAUAUGAAAUUUCACUUGGUAUUUGAUCUAUCCUUUAAUAAUAAUGCUUUCACUCCACAUCUAGUGGUGGUAAGUUACUUCUGUAGCCACAACUGCUCUACAAUAGACUGAGAGAAAUGACUGCUAAUCUGUGCCAUCUGCCCCUCGGACCUGAGAGGCUGAGAGGAGAAAGAGAAAGCACAUCUCACACAGCUGUCACAACAACAGUCAUUUUCUUUACAGUUAAAACCAGAAAUUUACAUACACUAUAAAAGAAGACACAUGAAAUCAGGCUAAACAGUUCCUGUUUUAGGUCAGUUAGGACUGCCAAAAUAAUUUCUAUUUGCUAAAUGCCAGAAUAAUGAGAGAAAUGUUUUUUAGACAAAUUUUCCUUACUUUCUUCAAAGUCAAAUGUUUACAUACAGUAAGAUUACUAUGCCUUAAAACCAUUUUGGAAAACCCAGAUGAUGAUGAUGUCAUGUCUUUAGAAGCUUCUGAUUGGUUUAUUGACAACAUUCGAGUUAAUUAGAGACUCACCUGUGGAUGUAUUUGAAGACACACCUGAAACACACUGCUUCUUUGUGUAACAUCCUGGGAAAGUCAAAAGAAAUCAGCCAAGAUAUCAGGAAGAGAACUGUGGACUGGCACAUGUCUGGUUCAUCCUUGGUGCAAUUUCCAGAUGCCUGAAAAUGCCACGUUCAUCUGUUAAAAGUAUUAUACACAAGUAUAAAGAGCAUGGGAGUGUCCAGCCAUUGCUCAGGAAGGAGACGGGCUCUGUGUCCCAGAGAUGAACGUGCUUUGGUCUGAAGCAAAAGUUUUUUGGUAAUUCUAAUUGACCUUAAACAGGAAAGGUUUAGUCUAAAUUCAUGUCAGAAAAAAACAUAUGUUUCUUUUUAUAUAAUAUAGUUUUUAUAGUGUAUGUAAACUUCUGGUCAACUGUAUAUGAGCCAUUACACGUGUUUCCACAACAACACUGUUAUAGGCAGCAUAACCUACUGUAUAUUACACCCUGAAUUUUAGACAUACUGUAUACCAGGUUUUCCAUGGGGCAUUAAAAAGCUUUCAAAGUAAGCUAAUUAAAUGAAUUUUGUUUAAAUUUAGGCCUUUUAAGCGUCAUUAAAUAAAAUCGUCAAUUGUGCC